This is a messenger RNA of Anthostomella pinea, 666 nucleotides long. Lineage: Eukaryota; Fungi; Ascomycota; Sordariomycetes; Xylariales; Xylariaceae. The record is from the annotation of a GenBank genome assembly.
AUGGACCCAUCAGCCAGUGAAACGGCCGUCCGGGCCCGCGAGCGCGGCAACGAACUCUACCGCAAGGGUCUUCUGAGCCAAGCCAUCAGAGCGUAUACGGAGGCAUCUCAACUUGAUCCUUCAGAUCCCUCGCCAUUGUCCAAUCUGUCUGCUGCCUGUUUCGAGGCUGGCAAUUACUCGGAAUGCAUUGCAUUCGCUGAGAAGGCUGUUGACUGCUUGUCUGAGGCUCAGGGGGGCGACCCUCGAGUGCAGAAGCUCCGACUCCGCAUGGCCAAAGCCUACAUUCACCUGAGCAGCAUCGAGCCAGCGGCCAAGGUUCUAUCCCACGUCCAGCCUGGCGGGGACAAGGACAUGCUGCAAGGUGCUCUCAAGAGCCUGGCCGAUUUCAGCGCACAAUCCAUCGGACUUGGCAGGACGACCCGGAUUAUUUCGCUGUUGGGCACGAUACUGUCGAGUCUCAGUACGGCGAAACGCUCAAUGGAAUCUGCCAAGAAUGACAAACUCCUCUCCUUCAUGUUUUGCGGUGUCGGCGAUGCUCGAAGCUUGUUCCAGACCGUCUUCACGCUGUUCAUGAGCCAGGUCAAAUCAAAGCAGCUGCACUUCACCAUUCUGGAUCACAAGCCAGCAAUCAUUGCCAGGGAUCUCAUUUCCUUUCUCUUUGAUUGA